AUGUCUUCCACCGUGGCGGUUAACUCCGCUCCGGGACAGUCCUCCUCCCAACAAGAACCAAUAUGUUAUAACUGUGGUACACGGGGCCAUUGGGUCAUCGCCUGUCCAGAGCCCACGAGGGAUGUGCCUGUUCCUUCCAGCGGGCUUCUACGAUGGCAGUCUCAACACCAGGAACAACAAGGUCACUCGUCGGAUCGCAAUAGUUCAUCCCAUGACAAGAAGGGGCCUGUUGUCACCCGGUAUCCCUUGCCUCCUAGCCAAGGCCCUACUAUAACAAGGUACGGUCCGCCGCAACCACCGGCCUAUCCUCCUGGUGCACCACCACCUCCGCCGCCGCCACCGUCGAUCCAGGCUUAUCCUCCGGCCUCUUUCCCACCGCCGCCACCACCAACGUAUUCCGGGAGUUACCCGCCCCCGCCCCCGACUGUAUACGGCCAGUUCCCGCCGGCGGCAACGCCGCCCCCGUCGCAGUACGCACCGCAGCCUCCUUAUGGACAGCCACAAUAUCAUCCUCCGUAUCCGCCAUCCAACUACUACCCGAACGGCGUCCCUCCUCCCCCGCCUGGGGCUUAUCCUCCGCAACCUUAUUCUCAACCAGGACCUCCGCUUCCCGUGCCGCCGCCUGUACCACCUCCCUAUCCUACUAGCUACGGUGUGCCGCCGCAGCCGGAAUACCAUUACUCACCAGGUCAAAACCCACCAUAUCCUCCUCCUACCGGGUGGGCUCCGCCGCCAUUUGCUCCUCCCCACUUACCACCUCCCCCUCAAUCCAAUUCUGGAGUGAACAAGCAUCGUGGCAAGAGACAGAAUCAAGGCCCGAAGCAUUCGAAUGCACCAGGAGACAGACAUGACAGGCACAACAGAGACGAAGCAAGCGACCGAGUCGACAGGUUUGAGCGCCAUGAGAGGCAUGAUAGGCCGGGCAGGUUUGACAAGCGUGAUCGAGAUGACGGUUACGAAAAAGGCGAGCGGUUUGACAGGAACGAUCGCUUUGAGCGAAAUGAUAGGAACCAAAGGCCUGAAAGGCACGAACGACCUGCGAGGUUCGAGAGAUCGGAGAGAAACGACAGGAAUGACAAGCGUCGAAAUGUGAAUGAUUCAGAGGACCGACCCGCACCUGGACGACAAGAACGCCGAAAGGAGCCACGAACAGCCCAGCCUGAGCGAAUACCCAAGGGGCCAGACUCCAAGAAAGCAGUCCCCGAGCCCAAGGAGGAUGUAGGAAAUGGUGAAUGGGAUCCCGCAUCUGAAAAGGAUUUGCUGCGUAUCUUUCUCCAGACUGACUCUAAGCCGGCGGAUCCGGUCGGAAUUCCUCUGCCGGCGACUUAUACGGAUGAUCCCACGAUUCCACCGGCAUACAACUCCAAAUGCCUGAAGUCUCUUUACUUCAACGAUCAGAACGAAAAAGAGUUCGCAUUCUCAAUCCGGGAGACAUCAGCCUGGUCUGCUCUCAAGCUAGACCCUGUAUUCAAAUUCUAUCCGGGGAUGAUCAGGAAGCGUAUCGGCGAUCAUGAAUACACGACGCAUAUCGUUUCUGCGCCUCCUCACCCAGAAGCGAAGUUGAAGCUUCCACCGAAAUUCACAAUCUCUCAGAACCAAGGAAAAGAGACCCCGGAAAUUGAUCGAUACCGCCCACGACUUAACCAGCACCGGGAUUUCUCGCCCAGGCAUCCCGCACCUCGCGAUCUACCACCGUCGGCAGUUGAUAGAGGACACCGAGGUUACCAGCAACCCUCGAAGCGCCCUCUGGAUGACUCCUAUGACAGACGCGAUCGAGACCCUAGGGAUGCAAAGCGGCCCAGACAGAGUCUACCUCCGCGGGAUACUCCUGACCGCGGUCACGGUCGCGACACCUGCCCACCACCACCACCACCUCGUAGGCCCUCCCCGAGCCCAAGGUAUAAUCUCAGUGCCGAUCCCUGGUCACCACAGGCUGGUGAGACGAAGGCCCCAUCAACCGACCACCGCUACAAUAGGGACUCCUAUUACGAUAACAGGUCCUCGUCACCCAGGGAAGACAGAGACAAUGAGAGAGGGAGAGAGCGACCGUCUCAGUAUGCAGACAUGCGCCACGACAGCGGCUACCACAGCAGUCGAAGCCGCUCGCAGGAGCGCAAGCCUCGCACAUCCUCCUACCGCGAUGACUACAGGGACCGGGACCGGGACAGGGACAACCGACCGCUCUCGGGGCCAUACCAACAGAGGAAACGGACUCGGUCUCGCAGCCGCAGCCGUAGUCCGGCUUCGUCUUAUCUCUCGCCAGCAAGAAGCACUGCUAAGCGCAGCCGGUCUUUCAGUCGCGGUCCCAGAAGCGACCGCAGCGAGUCCCCACUCACGGCGCUGGAUAAGGAAUUGCUGGGGUUGACUGACGAGCCUAAUGAGCCUGUGAGGACAAAAGUGGCUCCCAGGAAGGUGGCGCCGAGGGUUAAGGUUGCUGCGGCUUUUGGGUGA
Sordaria macrospora k-hell is the source of this 2451-nucleotide messenger RNA. The record is from RefSeq and is a predicted model, not a curated record. NCBI's taxonomy places the organism in Eukaryota, Fungi, Ascomycota, Sordariomycetes, Sordariales, Sordariaceae.